CGACCUUGCAUCAUGUCAUUGAGGCUGAGGGCAACCUUGUCUAGAUACCGUCGCCCUACUAGUACCCACUAGUGUAUUCUGUUAGGAAAGAAGCAAAAAGGAUGGGCUUGCAAUCUCGCAGUAUAUAUAACAAUGGCACUACCAGCAGCAGUUCCGGCGGUAUUCAGCCAACCCAGAAUAGUAUCAUACUUCAGAAAAAGAAGAAUCUGAUGAUGAGCCCUUCUUCCUCUUCUUCUCCUUUUGGUUCCAACAAGAGCAGUACAGCAACGAAGAACAAGAAGAGAAACCAGCUUCUGCUGUUUGGUUCCAUUUUGACUUUGGGUAUAAGCUGCUUCAUCCUGUUCCAGGUAGCUCAUUUGUCCGUUUGGAAGUUCAUGGGAAUGGAGGCUACCGUCCAGGAACCCACCCAGCCACUGCAAGAAACCACCAGAAGCCGCUUUGCCUAUGCAUUCUUUAUUGGGGGAGUUCCCACUCGAAAUCUUACCACCAGCCAUGAUCAUCCCAGUAUGGGAUACCGAGGAUUGCUCUACAAUGUCUUGGUCUCGGUUCACAAUCUACGAACAUCCGGUAGUCAAGCCGAUAUGAUCUUGAUGGUUCACAUGGCAAGCCCCUAUGCCGAAUUGCCACAAGAUGAGGUAAAAAUGAUUGCAGAUUUGAACAUCCAAUUGAAGUAUCUACCACCCUCCAUUCCCUCCUACACAAACGGAUUUGCCACUCUGGCCCUGGAAAAGUUCCGGAUCCUGGAAUGGGCUCAAUAUUCCAGAGUCAUGUACAUUAGUGCCGAUAUCAUGCCUCAGUGCAGUUUGGAUUAUCUCCUCGAACUCGCCCACGAAGGAUCAGUGGGACCAGAUUCUCUUCUCCGAGAAAAUGUUGUGAUUAGUAUUGCUGAUAAGCCCAUGUCCACUUCCAUUUUCAUUCUAAAACCCAACCGAGGACAUUACCAACAAUUCUUGAGAAUGCUGCAGGAGAGUUAUCCCUAUGGCAAUCAGAAUUUUGACAAGGAAGUUGGCUGGGGGCGAAAAUUCAAGGGCGGCGGCGAUAGUUGGACGUCGGUCAAACAAUUAGCCCUUCAAAUGGCGACUGGCAAGACGAAGAAACGUGUCAAACCAAAGACUCAAUGGUCGUUUGAGGGAGCCGACAGCGAUGCCGGGUUGCUCUACUAUUGGAUCCGCUUUGUGCGCAAAAAGUACUCCAUCGUUAUUGGCAAGCAAAUCUACACGCAAUUUGGCGGGUCUCGCGUUGAUAUUUUGCCUUCUAUCAAUCCACUCUUGAACUACAGUUGCUUGCCUAUGGAAGAAGAGAAACAGGGAGGCCGUGGAGCCCAGCAGUUUGCCGAUGAUCCCGACAAUAAGCUGCGCAAAAUCGUGGCUCCGUUUGGCGUGGCACCGUAUCGCGAUUUUGUGCAGUGGGAGUACCAUGCCCAUGCGCCCUGGCACUUUCAAAAGGCGCCGCAUCCGCAACUGAAUAUUACUUCGGCACGGCGCUAUUGGUUUUCUGUCUUGCGGCAACUGGAUGAAACGCACAAGUGGAAGUUGGGACUGUACGAGCCACAAUACAAACGUAACAAACGUGCAAGAAUAGCCAAUAGCGACGAUCAGCCGGAAUGGAAGGAAAAGAUCGGUGACGACCAAGCUAAUAAUUGGAAAUACAGUCCGAAACCCAGAGUUUCGGAGGACAGCAAGUAUCCCGUGUGGAGUACCAAAUUGCAGGCGUUGCAGCAUUGGAGCACUAUCCAGUCGGAUGAUCGCAUCAAAGAACACAAAUGGCAACCUCCGUACAUCCAGUUGCCGGGACAGGAAGAAGACCCUCAUCGACAGCAUCUCUUUUGGGGUGAUGAUGACUACACAACUAUGUCAAAGCAGAAGCAGUUACCCAACAAUCUAAAACCCUGCAAGUGUUCCACACCCAUCACGGUCGAUCCGUGUUCCUUACCUGACCGGAGCUUUGAAGAUUGGGUAAAAACACGCAUGGGAACGGGAUUUUCCAAACACACUCCAGCAUGCCCGGAUGCGGCACGUCAUGACAUGCAUGUCGUGUUGCCAUUCGCCAACUUGGAUGCCAACACCAUUCACGAUGCAUAUUGCUCUGUUCAGUGUCAAGAUUAUCCUUCCGACAAGGUCACCAUCUAUGUCUAUCAAGAUGGCGGUGAUGAAAAGUCGUUAUUGCCACCGAUUUGUGGCACCAAUGCUGUGCUCGAAUUGGACCCACCCGUCAAAGUAUCGGAAAUGACUUCCAAUCAGCAAGAAGAUGAAAAGUUCGAAGAAAAAGCCAAGGAGUGGGCGGAACAAGUCAUGAACAAUUUCGACCAGAAAUUGGCGUCGAAACGACACGGUUCCGUUGCUAACGUCGUUUGCUUGAAAUCACGAGAACAUUCUGGACCGGGCGGUGCCAAGUACUGGGCAUUUAGAUUGGUCCAAGCCAAAGCAAAUGCCAAUGAUGUCGUUGUGGUGUUGGAUGGCGAUGAUGAAUUCUAUACACCCAAAGCACUCCAGAUCAUUAACCGCAAAUACGUUGAAAUGAGCGCGUGGAUGACGUAUGGGUCAUAUCAUGGCAAGUACUCCGAACAAACCAAGGGCAUUCCGGGCAAGUAUUUGGAAGGGGGGGAAACUUGGAAUCCUCGGAAGGAAAAUCCGUCCUGGAGGUUUGGACAUACUCGCACCUUCAAGACACACCUACUGCGGCGUGUUACUCGCAAAGAUUUUACGUUCAAGGAUGGAUCCUGGCUUAUCAAGGCCACUGAUAGAGGAUUUGUUUAUCGCAUGCUGGAAGUUUCUGGAUUCGAUCGAGUCGGGUACAUUGAACAAGCCAUUUACAAGUAUAAGUGGUCCGCUUCGUCAUCGACACAGGCCCAAAUCCCAAAGGAAAUGCGCGUAGCUCAGCUCCAGCAUGUCGUAGACAUGGAACCAUCGAAACGAGUCAGCCUUCCGAUUCAUGUCAUAAUCGUGUGUUGGGGUCGAGUGUUCAUGCUGAAGGACCAGUUGACCUGGCUGCAGCAUCAAAAUCUCACCAAGAAUCGUCAAAUUAUUCUUCAUUUGCUGGGAAACAAUCCGGAUACGAAUCCAGACAUCCAUCGAGCAGUGAGGGAAUUCAAACAGAAGCAGCAAGAUGGCAAGUUUGAAGGCGUGAUACCCCUACAGAUCAGGAUAGUGGAGAACAAGGUGAAUUGGCAUGCCUUUUCCAGAUUUAUCUACACCAACGAGCUCCGAAAGACGGAACCCAUGGACCUUGUGGUAUUUGUCGACGACGAUCAAUUUUGGUUUCCCGACUUCCUCUCUGCUCUGUUGACAUACUUCAAGCCAAGAGGAAUGACUACUUGGUACGGCAAGACCUUCCCCAACACUGACCAACAGACCGGGAAGGCAGAUUAUUGGACGUCGGGGAUCCUCUGGAAAUACAUUAUGAGAGGAGAAACAGAGCUCGCGUCUUUUACUUAUGGGGGUCCCGGAGGGUCUGUGUUUGACAUCAAUCUCUGGUUGUUUGGACAACAGCUCAUGCGACUGCAGCGAGACUUGCAGCAAUACUACGAAUUUGACGAUUUGUGGGCGUCAUACAUCAUUGAUGCUAUGUUGGGCUGGGAAUUGCGCCGGUCCCCUUGGCCAGUUCCAAUCGACAUUGCUAAUUGUGACCAUCCCAUCUACAAUGAAACAAUCUUCCCGAGCUUGCCGGAAAAGCAAGCGGCUAGAAUACGGCAGAUGAAUGCCGACAUGCAAGUGCAACUGCGAGCCGUUGCCACCUUCAGUGACAACACGACUGCCAACACAAAGUCAGGCAUGUUUGACGAUCUGUGCACUCGAUAUUACUGGCACGUGAAUCGCCCCGAUGGGAAAGAGUGGCGUCCCAACAAGCUGACAGUGGAGCGGUCGAAUGUGAUUGGAAAGUCACCGAUUUUGCGCCCAAUUCCUGCGGUUUCAGAACCAAAGCGGGCCUUUGUUUGCAUUACCGGGCAAUUUGAACGCCUUGAGCUCAAAAGCAAGAUCGAGAAAUUCUUUCGGUCCUUGUCUCGGGUGGGCUACAAGGUGGACGUGGCUUUGGUUCUGACUGGAGGCAUGUCAACAUUCACGAACGAUGCACACAUCAAUCAGGCCGGAAGAGACAAGAGUCCUUUCUACGAACAAUUUUCCAAGGCAGUGGAGGCGAUUCAACAAGAGAGCAAUAUCACACUGAUAUCUCCACACGAUAAGAAAGAUGGUCUCUACGAGCGGCUCUCGGUAAACAAAGUACAUCUUCAGUACUUGAUUGGGUUGUAUGAAGAUCAGGUUGACAAGCGGUCGUUUGAGGCGCAAGAAAAUAGGGCAGAGAAUCACCCGCGCAUCUACGAGAGCUAUCAACGAUGUCUCGCCCAUGCCGAGAAUCAUAUCGAAAAGGUGUCUUUAAAAGCGGCAAAAGCAGACCCAAGUGCAACGUUCAACCCGCCCACUCUCGAGAACUACUACAACGUCUACUUUCGGCUGCGAGAAGAUGUUGGCUUCCAAAACUCAUUGCCCAACAGUGUGGUCUCCAGCCUUGCAGAGCCGCCUCGCAACAGUAUAACCGUCUGUUCGUGCCGUGCUUGGGGAGGGCUCAAUGAUCGUUUCGCCACUGUAAGCCCUGAUGUUGCGAGGAUCUACUUCACCCGUCCCUACAAUAUCUUCUCAUCACAAGAAGACAUGGUGGACAAUUAUGUGAACAAUCCGGAGUCGUUUCUUCUGUAUUCUUAUUUGACCGCUGGAAUCAAUGUUUAUGGCAUCAAAGCUCUGAAAGGGAUUGUUCGUAUGUACAAAAAGGAUGGUCAGGCCGCAGUGUACUCGGAUGAUUUGAAAAGGGAGUGGUGCCCCCCACCAAGCAAUCACACGAUUGCUCUUUUGCAAAACUAUGGGUGGGAUCUUUGAUCCUACGGUGUCACCCGUCUUCCAAGCUGAGUAGUGUCCAGAAAAGAACCACCUGACAGCAUAUGGAUACCAUGCGGUUUGUACCAUUGUGUCUGUUCCCUGCCAUAAAUGUAAGGGCUGCUAGAUGGACAAUUAGGGGUGUACGAUCUGCACUUGAACUCGUGACAAGGUGGCUGGUUGUGUUGCAACCGCUUCCGUUACCAGGCUCCUGCGGUUUUCACAAGUCCGUGGUGUUGAAUGGGAUCCGUUGCAAGAGAGCGGGAUCCCUUGCUAAGAAGAAAUGCCUUUCUUUUCACUUCGUCCCGGUACACGAUGGCUGUUUGAAAGACAAACACAUACAUUGUCCAGGACAAGAGCAGAAGAAGAAUAGGAACAGGGCCAGAAGUAGUUGACAGUAAAUACAUGCAUGUAGCUUCACAGAAGCAGCAUUAGUAGUUAGAUGUCCUGGCUAGCUGGUUCUGGAUAUCGCCAGCAAGACUACUAUUGAAAACGACAAAAAAGGGGAGCACUUCACUUGGCUUCCUCCCCACGCAGGCAUCCUUGUAAGCUGCGGUCCAAUUUGUUUGCGUCAUUGUCUCGUUUGUCGAAUUUGCUUUUCCACGUGUCAACAUCAUUCCGAAGCUGGGUGUUUUCUUCGUCAGCCGCAGCAUUGCAAGCUUCCUCCUUUUGAUUGAGCGCCGCCCGGCAGGAAGUCAAAUUCGCUUCGGCCGCUUUCUUUUCCUCCGCAAGUGUCUUAACGUAACCAUUACAACCGUCACGCUCCGUCGUGGCCGCAGUGAGACUUUGAGACAAUUUCUCUGAUUGAGUUUUACAUUCGGAAGCUGAAACGUUCGCCUUGAAAAAGUCAUCUUGGCAGGUAGAGAUUGUGGCAGAGAGCGUGGAAUUCACCUUAUCGGCUUUUGCCUUCAUCCGUCCCAACGUCUCAUUGCACACCUUUUCAUAUCCCUGCCCCAGCUGAUCCAUUACCAAGUCUUUUUGUUGUACUUGCGAUUCCCAAUGAGCUCUGAGCGCGUCUUGAGCAACCACUUUCUCCUUGGUUUUGGGCAACUCGUCUCUGCAGUUUUGGCAUCCAUCCGCUAUCGAUGCUUUCUCCUGUUUGAAUUCUUCCGCCAUCGAUGUCUUGUCCUGUUCGAGUCUUUCCGCCAUCGAUGCCUUCUCCUGAUUGCUCUGCACAUGAAGAUCACGGAAUCCAACAGCAUACUUCUUGCACCCAAUUUGACUCUGGACAAUCUCUUCGAUAAGAAUAUUCACGCACACAUUGACGGCUAGGCGGCGAUCAUCAUUGUCCUUGAUGUCGUUGAAGCCAUUGUAGCAUUUGCCAUACCGAAUAUUGCUAAGAGAAGAGGAGCAACCAGAUGGUGAGAGGGAGCAAGGAGUGUCGCCGUAGUUCAGCAAAAAGGAUUCACAAGACUUACCACAUACGCUCAAUCUCCUCAUCGGACAAGGGGUUUGGCAAAGGAUUGUCGGAAAGAGAUGUGCCAGCAGAGGGCGCUUUGUCGCUCGGGACGAC
Messenger RNA from Seminavis robusta, 6378 nucleotides. The record is from the annotation of a GenBank genome assembly. Lineage: Eukaryota; Bacillariophyta; Bacillariophyceae; Naviculales; Naviculaceae.